AUGAAGGCCACAGAUAAGCAGCAUCUGUUGGACACCACACCGAGAGCCGGUCUUACACUGGGUCUCUUGUGGCAGGAUGGUGCUGGCUGGAUUUCUGUGUCCCCACCUGACUCGGAGUUGCCAUCCAUUGAACUGUCCAUGGACAGCAACCAUUACUGUCACUCGCAGAAGGGUCCUGGCAGUCACUGUGACCCCAAGAAGGAGUGGGUGUGUCGCCAGCUCUGUGUGGCCUCUGCCAUCUGCCCAAUGUUCAUGAUUGGGGAAACUAUUUGGAUGCGAGCUGAGAUCCUGGGAGCCCUGCUCUCUGUGCUGUCCAUUUGGCUCAUGACUGGGGUACUGGGGUACCUGGCAGUGGAGCAGCUGAUCUCUGGGAACUAUGAGAUGGAGGGCAGGACCAUGCUGAUAACAGCAGGCUGCGCUGUGGCCGUGAACAUCGUAAUGGGGUUGACUCUUCACCAGUCUGGCCACCGGCGUAGACAUGGCGCCAGCCAGCAGCAGGGGAACCCCAGUGUCUGAGCUGCCUUUAUCCACAUGAUAGGAGGCUCGCUGCAGAGCUUGGGCAUCCUGGUGGCAGCCUAAAUUUUAUACUUCAAGCCACAGUACAAGUGUGUAGACCUCAUCUGCACCUUCCUCUUUUCCAUCCUGGGCCUGGGGACAACUGUGACCAUCCUGAGAGACAUGAUCCUGGUGCUAAUGGAGGGGACAGCCAAGGGCGUGGACUUCACGGCUGUUCGGGAUCUGCUACUGUCAGUGGAAGGGGUGGAAGCCUCGGGCAGCCUGGAUAUCUGGGUGCUAACUGUAGCUCAGCCUAUGCUGUCUGUCCACAUCACCAUCUCUCAGAAUGCAGAUGCCCAGGCUGUGCUGAAGGCAGCCAGUGCCCGCCUACAGGGGCAGUUCCACUUUCACAACAUAACCAUGCAGAUAGAGGACAACUCUGAGGAAAAGAAGGACUGUCAGGCAUGCCAGGGCCCCUCAGACUGA
This is a messenger RNA of Artibeus jamaicensis (Jamaican fruit-eating bat), 981 nucleotides long. Its product is annotated as proton-coupled zinc antiporter SLC30A2-like. The record is from RefSeq and is a predicted model, not a curated record. Lineage: Eukaryota; Metazoa; Chordata; Mammalia; Chiroptera; Phyllostomidae. Gene Ontology annotation, cellular component: plasma membrane. The transcript has 2 exons. Gene Ontology annotation, biological process: zinc ion transmembrane transport; response to zinc ion. Gene Ontology annotation, molecular function: zinc ion transmembrane transporter activity.